AUGCCUAAAACACCCAGAACACCCACAUCGUCAUUUCACGCUCCAUACGACCAACCCUCCUCACCAUUGGAGGAUUGUAAACCCACCUUAGAUACUGCUAAAUCACCCAAAAAGACGAAAUCAACUUCGGGAGAAUUAUCGAGUCGACGACCUUGGACCAACGACGAAUUCUUACAACUCUUCGAACACGUCAUAAGGGCUAAUCAAGCGUAUCUUGCUUGGCAACAAACUCUUGCACCAUUUCUCCGAUCUGCUAUCGAGACUAGAAGAGGAAGAUGA
Kwoniella mangroviensis CBS 8507 is the source of this 279-nucleotide messenger RNA. RefSeq lists its product as uncharacterized. The transcript is spliced from 3 exons. NCBI's taxonomy places the organism in Eukaryota, Fungi, Basidiomycota, Tremellomycetes, Tremellales, Cryptococcaceae. The coding region runs from base 1 to 279 and encodes 92 amino acids. The record is from RefSeq and is a predicted model, not a curated record.